AUGAAUCACACAACUACCAAGAUGGCUUCCCUCACCAGCCAGUUCCGCUUCUGCACCCCGACCUCGCCUGUUGCGGAGAUGUGCACGAUUGGUUGUCCAAAGGAAACAAUGCCCUUCGAGUUCCGCGUGGCCAUGACUCCCGCCAUGGUCACCGAGCUCGUGAGCAACGGCCACAAGGUGUUCGUUGAGACCGGCGCUGGUGUCGCUUCUGGCUUCACCGAUGAGACUUACAAAGCUGCGGGAGCGUGCAUUGUCACCAGUUGCGAGAACGUCUACUCGUGCUGCCAGAUGAUCGUGAAGGUUCAGCCUCCCCAGCCGCAGGAGUACACCUACAUCCAGCCGGGUCAGGUUAUUUUUGCCUUCUUCAACUUCGAGAACAACAAAGCCAUGUUCGACGCCAUGAUGCAGCGCGAAGCCAUCUGCUUCUCUUACGAGCACAUGCAAACCGAAACUGGCAUGAUUCCUGUUCUGCAGUCCAUGUGCGAGAUAUCCGGCCAGCUGGCUAUCACUCAGGCCAUGAAGUACCUCGAGAAGACCAUGGGUGGCUCCGGCUGCAUCCUCGGCAACGUCACCGGCGUGCCGUCUGGCUACGUCCUCAUCCUCGGCGGUGGAGUGGCUGCAAUGCAAGCAGCCCGCGUUGCCGCCAGCACUGGCGCCCAUGUUUGUGUCAUGGAUAUCUGCAUGUCGAACCUGAGAACGAUGUCCGAGACAAUGCCCAAGAACUGCACCACCAUGUACUACUGCACCGAAAAUCUCGUCCAGGAGAUCCAAAAGGCAGACGUUGUCAUUGGUGCCGUUGUCGGCAACGUGACCAUGCCCACGACGAUGACCGGAACGUGCUGCAUGAACACAGUCACCAAGGCCCCAGUUCUUGUGACGAAGGAACAGGUAGCCAUGAUGAAGCCUGGCUCUGUCAUUGUGGACCUGGUCGUCUCCCGCGGAGGAAACUUCGAAACCAGCCAGCCAACUACUCUGGAGAUGCCGACAUUCGUUUGCAACAACGUCAUCCACUACUGCGUGAUGAACAUGCCCUCGGCUGUUCCUCGCACAUCUUCCGUUGCGCUCGCCAACACAACGCUAGUCUACAUUCAGCAGGUUGCAAACAACGGCUGGAAGAAGGCUUGCGUCAAAAACUCGACCCUCAUGCAAGGCCUCAUGGUUGUUAAGAACACGACAACCAACCACAUGCUUUCCAAGCUCUACAACACCACGUUCGUCCCCACGGAGCAGCUCCUUGAGAACGAGAUUAGCACCUUGAACACUCAGUCUCAGACUGAUGCUGGCCUCGUUGCUAUCAAGCAGCAGCUGCACCGGCUGCGCGCCACCACCAGCGCCUUCGGCAACUUCGCUGUCGCGGCGUAG
Besnoitia besnoiti is the source of this 1362-nucleotide messenger RNA. Its product is annotated as alanine dehydrogenase/pyridine nucleotide transhydrogenase domain-containing protein. Gene Ontology annotation, biological process: L-alanine catabolic process. The coding region runs from base 1 to 1362 and encodes 453 amino acids. Gene Ontology annotation, cellular component: plasma membrane. The record is from RefSeq and is a predicted model, not a curated record. The transcript is spliced from 2 exons. Gene Ontology annotation, molecular function: L-alanine dehydrogenase (NAD+) activity. Lineage: Eukaryota; Apicomplexa; Conoidasida; Eucoccidiorida; Sarcocystidae.